Molecule: messenger RNA, 709 nt
Organism: Blepharisma stoltei
Lineage: Eukaryota; Ciliophora; Heterotrichea; Heterotrichida; Blepharismidae
Source: the annotation of a GenBank genome assembly
AUGGGCGGAAAAAGCAGCACACCUCCUCUCCCAGAAAUGGUUACCAUUGCAGUAAUUGAUAUAAAUUGCUUUAGAAUAAGCAAGCAGGUAAAUCUAAAUUGACAAUUUUCUGCACUAGUUAAAACCUUAUCUUUGGAAUACAAUUUAGAUGGCGGGGACUUAACUAUUAUGUAUCGAGGUCAAAUUAUAUAUUUAAUUGCAUAUAUUUUGAUUCCCUUUGGUUUGCCAAGAAUAUUUAACUAGCAUAAGCCUUAUAUACACCACCAUUUAUCAGGCUAAAAUAAAUUAGAGUUAUCCAGCCUAACAAUGACUUCAACAGCUUAUCAUAUCAAAUUUUGCAAAUAAAAGCUAUGAUCUUAAAACUUUAGAAUUUUCAGAAAAUUCAGAAAUCUAUAUACAGCAUCCCAGAAAGCAAAGCCAACUCGAGAUUAUUUCCAUAAUGAUCAUUGACACAGAAGAACGAUCACAAGCUGUUUCUGUAUAUUCAAAAUGCCUUUAUAAAGAUUUAUGUAUGCAUAUUGAAUGAAAAUAUGGGAAAGUGCUCAGGCUGUUGGCUGUGUAUUAUCGGACAAAGCUUCUUAAUUACGAUAAGUGCAAAGAUAAGAAAAUCAGUGAAAUAAGUACAAAUGGAAUGCAAAACGGUGAUUCAUUGAGAAUUAUGAAACAGUAUAAUGGCGGGCCAGAUAAAGAAAAUGUGUUUUGCAAUUAA